This is a messenger RNA of Conger conger (European conger), 3281 nucleotides long. RefSeq names its product ras association domain-containing protein 1-like. Gene Ontology annotation, cellular component: microtubule cytoskeleton; nucleus. The transcript is spliced from 7 exons. NCBI's taxonomy places the organism in Eukaryota, Metazoa, Chordata, Actinopteri, Anguilliformes, Congridae. Bases 1275 to 2369 code for a protein of 364 amino acids. The record is from RefSeq and is a predicted model, not a curated record. Gene Ontology annotation, biological process: Ras protein signal transduction.
ACAGUACAUUGGAGCUAUCCCAUUUUGUUUUCUUUAUUUGCAUACAGUACUAAUUCGGGAUUUGGGCGCGUCUCUAUUCCCGACAGUUCAGCUUUUCCGUUGUGUUGAAAGAUAUUUGUACCCUACUAUCACACCAAACCUCCUCAAUCAUUUCUGUGUGAACUUCGGCAAAAUCACUGUGCUUCGGAUGGAAGUUGCGUCGGCUCUGCGAGUGGAAUGUUUGCUAGAUGUCCAAGAUACGUUCUUCCGCGGCAGUUUUGAAUGUUUUCCAUUUGCUCUAAUUAAUGUAGUAGGGUAGAAGUAGGCGACGUCAUGUAAGUAGUACACUUCGAGCACCCAAACAUUUUAGUUUCGAAAAGAGGCUGGCUGUAGCCUACUGAGUCAUCAUGCAAGAUUGUCUCCGUUCGGUCGUAAAAGGAUUAUCUGUCAAAUGUUUUCGGUUACUCUAAGCUGUGACAGUCAUGUGUUACAAGCUAACAUCCGAGGAAACCAGCCACGCUCAACUAAUUCAAAGUUUCCAACUUCACCGACGUUCAAAAAACAAGCAGCUAUUUCCAAAUUUGUAACAUUUACAAUACACUGCUCCUGACGACGAAGACGGAUGUUCAAAAUAUGAUGAGGACCUGUGACCAUGGAUGGACCUGUCACGGAAUAACUAGUCCACUCUAACUGGAACAGUAACCAAUUGAGAAUAUGGUUAUUUUAUUUACUCUUCUGUUUCUUGCACGUGUGCUUCCUAUCGGCGACAUUCUGUGACAAACAAGCAAUUUGUGCGCUGGGCACUGACUGUGGAUGGGACUUCGAUUUGUCUUCUGAAGCGGCUCCGCAUGGAUGGCCUAAAUAUAAGCUAUUUUGCAAGGAAACUGGUGUAGAGUGGAUAACAGGAACUGAUCUUUUAGAGAUGCACCUGAUGACUCUCUUCCCAUCCAUGGCUUGAAUACAUGCCUUUAUGGGGUUGAAUUUUAUUGGAAAAAGGAACUCUGAGGCCAGCAAUGUGAACACCUUCUGUGGAACAUUCGCAGCAUGGACAAAGAAAACAACUGCUGAAGUUGGAUAGGGAUGCUCUCUCCCUUCCUGUAAACAUCUGAUGUGCCACAAAACUUCAGCUGCACUGUAUAGGUAUUGGCAAGAAUGCUGGCUGAGUUAUAAUGGUUUUGAAUUUGAGGUCUUCAAUCAUACACAGUGAAGAGGAUCUACAUGCCAGUCAGUGACUGAUUCUCAGGUUAUAGAUCAGCCUUGCUCGACUGCACGUCUACCUGCCUACCAGCGGCAGGAUGUCUCAGGGUGAGCUGAUCGAGCUGCAGGAACUGACCCUGCGUGACCGGAUCGAGCUGACCUCCCCGCCAGAGCCCCGCACACCUCGUCUGGAGCGGGUCAACGCGCUACGCAUCAGCCCGGGGAAGGUUCCGGAGCUGCUGAGCAGGGUGCGCAUUAUUCGCCUCCUGGGGGAGAGUGUAGACCCACGUCUCACUGAUCAGACCGGGGAGGGACAUGACUUCCAGCCCUGCACUCAUGCCCACCCUACCUGGUGUGACCUGUGUGGUGAUUUCAUCUGGGGUCUAUACAAGCAGAGUCUGCGCUGCUCCAAUUGCAGGUUCACCUGCCAUUACCGCUGCCGAGGCCUCAUCCAGUUAGACUGCCGCCCGGGGCGGAUUUCCUUCAGUGACCAAUCAGAUAAUGUGGAGGACACCAUAGAAACAGACACCAACGUGGAUGAACAGAUCGAGUGGAGGAAGCAAGAGCUGUCUGUCAGUGAGAUCGAGCAGAAAGUGAAGGAGUACAAUGCCCAAAUCAACAGCAACCUUUUCAUGGCCCUUAACAAAGACGGCUCUUACACGGGCUUCAUCAGGGUGCAGUUUAAGCUGGUGCGGCCCGUGUCUGUCCCCCCGCCCCGUAAGAGUGCCCCGCCCCAGGAGGGGGGCCGGCGGCCCUCGGGGGUGAAGCGCCGCACCUCUUUCUACCUGCCCAAGGACACGGCCAAACACCUGCACAUCAGCUCCAGAACCCGGGCCCGCGAGGUCAUCGAGGCUCUGCUCAACAAGUUCACCGUGGUGGACAACCCGCGCAAGUUCGCCCUGUUCGAGCGCAGCGAGCGCCAUGACCAAGUGUACCUGCGGAAGCUGGGGGAUGAUGAGCGGCCUCUGCUCCUGCGUCUCUGCGCCGGGCCCAAUGAGAAGGCCCUCAGUCUGGUGCUGAAGGAGAACGAGACGGGAGAGGUCAACUGGGACGCCUUCACCGUGCCCGAGCUGCGGAACUUCAUGCGCAUUCUGCAGCGCGAGGAGGAGGAGCACGUCAAGCAGAUAGUGCAGCGCUACGCCCGCGCGCGCGACAAGAUGCGCGAGGCGCUGGCCACCAGCACGCCCGGCUGAGCCUCCACAGGGCCACCUGUCACCCCUAAAUCCAAAGAUCCCAGCUGACCGUGUGUAAGGACAGGGCAGUGGCACCCCACUGGUGCCAGACCUCUGCGAGAGAGAGAGAGAGAGAGUGAGAAUCAUGAAGUGCCUUCGACCUAGAGAGAAUGAGUUGUUCUUGUGAGAGAACGAGCGAGAGAGAGAGCAAGCGAGAGAGACUGUGGCUUUAGUGGAGCCUAGCUGUACCCAGUUGUGUCAGCCCCGGUAGACUCACCUUUCACCUCCAGCACUUAAUGUAAAUGCACAUUUGUUUGCUGCACUGGAGUGGCACAGACAAGUGCUGUGAAGCUGCUGCUGUUAAUGUCAGCACCUGGUCCCUUCUCCUGCACCUCCCCUGACCCUGUAGGACUCUGAGUGACAGGAGUGUAUUGGGACAGUUCUGUGAUUGACAGUGUGAUGUGUGGAUGUGAAGUCUGACCCCAUUGCAUUAAUUGCCAGGGCUAAACCUAGGCAUUGCUGAACUGGAAACUAGUGCUUUUAAAGGGUUGGGGUGGAAUUGACCUUCAUUCCUUUAAUGAGGGUUGUGAGAUGAAGUAUGACUGACCUAUGACAUUUGUGACCUCUAAUGCAUUGUAUUCACCUUUCUGUAUGUGUACUGUUUUUCCUUUUUUUGACCGUUUUGUAAUGUUCCGUUACUUCUAUUUGGGGAUGGAAUCACAGUACAUUACUUAUCCAUUUUUCGUGGUUCUGUGAGAACCCCCAUACCCCCAACUACUUCUAUAUUUGUCAAUGGUUCUCCUUUGCUCCCAACUUUUUCUGUUUCUUUUCUGUUCUCACUGUUAACUUACUGUUUGAAGGUUUUUCUUAUAAAAUUCUAAGUGAAAUUUUCUAGAGAAUGUGCACAAUAAAUGAAUCCCCCCCCACCUAAAA